Messenger RNA from Petromyzon marinus (sea lamprey), 2127 nucleotides. RefSeq lists its product as uncharacterized. Gene Ontology annotation, biological process: respiratory gaseous exchange by respiratory system. The record is from RefSeq and is a predicted model, not a curated record. Gene Ontology annotation, cellular component: extracellular region; alveolar lamellar body. NCBI's taxonomy places the organism in Eukaryota, Metazoa, Chordata, Hyperoartia, Petromyzontiformes, Petromyzontidae.
GGAGUGCGAGGGGGGUGUUGGACUCGCUACCCCAACCCACUGGGAGACCCACGUGUAGGGGCGUCAAGUUCCAGAAUGAGCUUUGAUGCCACACUGUCGAUAUGGGUUGAAGAUGGGACAUGGCCAAUUCCACAGAAUCCCGUAGACACCCUUUGAACGAGUGGAGUAAAAGGCAGAGCGCCCCUCGGGUUUAUAAGGAGGCUGAGCUGCAUCGGGAGAUCUCACAAGACGGCUGAAGGUGGACGCCGAGCGACGAUCUCCUGCAGCCAACGGACAGCCAACGACUGCCCCCAUGGAAAAAGUCGUCAACUCUUCGGCUAUGGAAGCCCCUCCGGCGUACCCAGCCCGGUCCAGGUUCAGCCGCAAGUUCAUCAUCAUCUGCGCGUCGCUGCUGGUGCUGCUGAUCGCGGUGGUGGUGGCGGGCGUCCUACUGGGAGUCUUCAUCGGGGGCAAGAACGCGACCGAGCUCUACCAGCUGUCCGUGGGGGAUAAGGACGGCAACGUUGAGGAGCAGACGGUGCAGGUGAACCCCAAGGAGAACGUCGCCACCUUCUACAUCCAGAACGGCAACGUUUCCUCCACCACGCUCCUCGACUACGGCAAGAACCUCGUGGUGAUGAGAACGAACGACCCGGGCGAGUGCUACGUGCGGGAAAUUGGCGCCGGAGAUUUCCCGUCGUUCUCCGAGCUAAGAGACAGCCUCAAGAAUCUCAACGGUCAGACGGUGCAGGCCAGCGGCGGCUCAGAUGGCUCCACGUUCUUCCCCGGUGCUGAGAUCUUCGACCGAUCCCUGUUCAGCCGCAGCGCCAACCUCCUCUGCCAGGACGUGAGAUCGUUCUGGCUCGUCAAGGGCGACCCCAACACCCGGGCACUAUGCGUGACAUGGAGGAUCAGAAUAUUAUGUAUAUUCCAUCGGUGUGUUACGAUCAGGUUUUGUAUUUCAUGGUCGCGUUAGAUUUUUGAGAGGCCCUUGUUGGUAAGGCCCUGCGUUAGGUUAAUCAAUGUGGGUGGAACGAGUAAUCGGGUCACGGUGAUUUAUAAUCUUAAACUACACGCGGGGUUUGUGCGCUUCUGCUCUCUCUUGGCUUUCAUGUCACAACUCGUCCAAAAAUCACCCUUCCGAAACCCACCGGUUGGAAACUGUCAUGAGGCCUAAAGUAACAAAAAAAUAAAACGUUCAACAUUUUAUCUCCCCACCACCAUCACCUCAACGUUCGGCUGCCCAAAACUGAACAUUUACCUUUUUGGAUGGUUCUAGUUACAACUACAGUACAUGCACAUGUAGCUGGUCUGCCCUGGCCCCUCUUGAACCCUUUAGAUUAUAUAAAAACAGUACAUAUGUAGACUGUAUAGAGUCGGCCGAAUCACGGGGAAUGCGCCCCAAUCUACAUCAGAUCGCAGCAGACGCACGCGGUGAUAGGAGCCUGAAGGGGGUUUGUUAAAUCUAUUGGACGGGUAACUAAAAACAACAACAAGUCAACAAUAAACGGAGAGCGAUGAUGUCUCUCCCCGACGGAAAGAGGUCUUCGACAAACCAAACGCAUUCGGCACGGAGCGAGUUACCUUGAGGUCGGUGUGAGCGACACGGGACGUCGUUCAUCCAAUCACAGGCAGUUACGAUCACAACACUGCAGUAAAACAACAACAGCAACAACAACGAUAAUAAAGGAUUGUAGUUUGGGGUUAAAUCGCGUAAAUGUAAAGGUGUGUCGUUCACUCACCACCACCCGACACAGCCAAUUAGUGAGGUUUGUCACGUAAACGAUAACGCGCAAAUUAGUUUAGGACUUCAGCGCAACGGUUGUGUGUCAGAGAGUAAACCCCGCACCAUUUACAAUUUUAGUACUGCGACGUUUCGCUCGUGAUUACAACAACAACAACAAUCAGCCUAAUCAGGCGAUCUGCCACAAACGUGUAAACCACAGCAAGUGGCACCAUGAGUGGCCGCUACAGAGAAACAGCAGACGUCCUUCAUAUUGUACGAAUACACUUUUGACUUUUUUUUAUACGCUUCGUUAUUCUCUUUGUUCGUCGCAUACCCGAGUGUGAACAAAAAAUAAAAAUGUUACUUGACCAAACCGCACGUGCGCGUGGAAGUGACUCGUUACGGCUCGCCAUUAGGGGCCA